AUGGCGUGGUCUGCUAUAAAGCGCAGACAAUUGGAGGAUGAUUUUGGUUCCUUUGAGUUUCAGUUUCAGACCCAGAAGAGGAUAAGGUCUUCUAGGGUUUCUGAGACCCAACGGAAUGUAGCCGUUGAGGAAAAGUCGACCGUUGGUCUUCCUCUGCGCAAGGGUUUUGCAUCGUCUGCUACAAAAAAUGCCGACCCAGAAUCAGAAGAUCUGGGUUUUGAUGAAAUCUGUCAGACCCAGAAGAGGAAGAGGUCUUCUAGGGUUUCUGAGACCCAACGGAAUGUAGCCGUUGAAAAAAAGUCGACUGUUGGUCUUCCUCUGUGCAUGGGUUUGGCUUCGUCUGCUACAAAAAAUGCCAACCCAGAAUCAGAAGAGGGUUUUCAUGAAAUCUGUCAAACCCAGAAAAGGAAGAGGUCUUCUGGGGUUUCUGAGACCCAACGGAAUGUGGCCGUUGAGGAAAAGUCGACUGUUGGUCUUCCUCUGGGCAAAUUCAAAGGUUUGGCUUCGUCUGCUUCAAAAGAGACGUUGGAUUGUUCUAAGGUAUUGGAUUCUCUGAUGAACCUCGGCCAUGCGAGCUACUUCAACAAGCCUGUUGUUGAUCCUGUGGCUGAGAAUCUGCCGGGUUAUUUCGACGAAAUCUGGAGGCCGAUGGAUUUGGGUACUGUGAAAUCGAAAUUGGAGAGGGGUGUCUACUCCAGCGCUGAUGACUUCGCUGCUGAUAUCAGGCUUAUCUUCUCAAACGCUUUCAGAUAUUUCCCCCUUGGGAGUAGAAAUCGUGCAGCAGCCAAGCAUCUCAGUGGGGUUUUUGAGACCCAUUGGAAAGAAGCCGAGGAGAAAAUGUCAAAUGCUGCUUGUCCUCCUCCUACUCCUCCUCUGCCCAAACGGAGACCAAAUGGCAAGAGCUCUUCUGCUUGUAGGGUUCUUAUACAAAGUCAAGAGGUUGUUGGGGUUUCUGAUUCUCACUCAGUUAAGUCAACCAAAGAUGAUGACUUGGGCACCCUUGUUCAUCAUGCCAUGUAUCAGGCCACAGACAAUCUUUCCCCACGUAAGGCUAGGCGAAUUCAGUCGCUCAAGAUGCGAUUUUCAGGUACAAUACGAAAAGCAAACAAGAUACUUAAGGGUCUACCUGAUUCUCCACCAAGGAGAAAAUUGAUGCAUCGGAUGGAUCAAAGGGAAUUGGCUCGCCAUGCCGUUUUGAACAUGGAGAAGUCAGUCCAAUUUGAGGACCCUUUAAGGGAUCUCAAACAACUUGAGAUUCUGUGUGGCUGUGGCAGUGAAAGGGUCUACCUUGGAUUGCCUCUUAAGCAUUUGGGUUUGUACCUCAAAGAAGAUGACGAGUUACAGGGUCAGGACGAGGAGGCUUUUCUGAAUGCAGAUCAGGAGGAAGGCGAGAUCUGCUGGCGGGAAAGCGAUUGGGAGGAAGGUGAGAUCCGCUCAUGA
This is a messenger RNA of Prunus armeniaca (apricot), 1440 nucleotides long. Lineage: Eukaryota; Viridiplantae; Streptophyta; Magnoliopsida; Rosales; Rosaceae. The record is from the annotation of a GenBank genome assembly.